This is a messenger RNA of Anopheles arabiensis, 581 nucleotides long. RefSeq lists its product as uncharacterized. Bases 19 to 471 code for a protein of 150 amino acids. The transcript has 3 exons. The record is from RefSeq and is a predicted model, not a curated record. NCBI's taxonomy places the organism in Eukaryota, Metazoa, Arthropoda, Insecta, Diptera, Culicidae.
GCUGUUAGAACUGUCAACAUGAAGCUCCUCGGUAACGGUGGCAAGUGUGUCGGAGCUGGUGCGCUGGUUAGCUACGUGGCUUUCGUUGUAGUUUUACUGACAGUGAUCGGGCAGGGCAGUGCGUUCUACACGGUAAAGCACGUCGUGACGGAGCGCAUCUCCAACCAGACGGAGUUUGUUAGCAAUGUGCUUAGUGACGAAUUGCCGCUGAAGAUCGUGGAGUUUUCGCAGUACGCGUACGAUUGGGACCGCGAUACGCUGAAAGUGAACGGGAAGUGGGUGCUCAACUCACCGAACGACGACUAUCUGUACUUUGUGGAAUACACCGAAAAGAUUGACAAAACGGCAGGCUUCAAGGAAAUUCUGAACAAUCUUCACUCCAAGGGGCUCAUUACCGACAUAAAGCGAGUGGAGCGUGUGAAACCGCAAUCGUUCACGUUUGAAAAGACGUUUUACUUUGGCAAAAAGUAGCAUACCCAGAGUGAGAAUAUCCCACCAAAAGUCCAGCAUGACAACAUCUUUGAAGCAUUUGUGUACAACGGUUGGAGUAUUUAAAAUAAAGUAACAUUUUCUGUACAUUA